This is a messenger RNA of Penicillium lagena, 363 nucleotides long. RefSeq lists its product as uncharacterized. Lineage: Eukaryota; Fungi; Ascomycota; Eurotiomycetes; Eurotiales; Aspergillaceae. The transcript has a single exon. Bases 1 to 363 code for a protein of 120 amino acids. The record is from RefSeq and is a predicted model, not a curated record.
AUGAAGGUCCUAUCUAUUUUCACUACGGCACUCCUGUCUCUGGCAGUUGUCGGAACGCCUAUCCCAGACGAUAGAGCAGCCGCCCACGAAGCGUUAAUCGCGGACAGGCGUGCUCAGCGACAAACCGCCGCAAGUGCUAUAUCUGCACGCGACGCUGAAGCUGAAAGCGUUGGCCUGCUCAAGAGAGCAGAGCUUAAUUGCGAAAUCGUCAACGUCGUGACUACUGUUGACUGCCACUAUUGGCCCACCCAUGCAUCCACAUGGAAUGGCCACUCCAACCACGUCGUGACCUCGUUCGGGCCUUCAACUAAACACGAUUUCGAUUGCUAUUUGAAUGGUCAGACAGUUGGAGGAGUUGCGUAA